Messenger RNA from Osmia lignaria (orchard mason bee), 1465 nucleotides. RefSeq lists its product as uncharacterized. Lineage: Eukaryota; Metazoa; Arthropoda; Insecta; Hymenoptera; Megachilidae. The record is from RefSeq and is a predicted model, not a curated record. Gene Ontology annotation, molecular function: transcription coregulator activity. Gene Ontology annotation, biological process: regulation of transcription by RNA polymerase II. Gene Ontology annotation, cellular component: transcription regulator complex.
UCUUCCAACCUGCGCGUCGCAGUUAUGGACUCUGGUGAACUGCGGUAUACAUAUAUGCAGAUGUAGAGAGAAUUCAACAUUACAGUGUAAAAAGUUAUUUUAAAGUCUGAAUUUAGCAAAGAAAGAAAUAAAAAUGCCAGCAGUAAUUGUAGGUCCUCCUCAACGGAGUGAACAAAUGUGGCAAGCAUUAAAAGCUCACAUUACAAGAGAAAGACAACGAAAGAAACAAGAACAAGAAGCAGAUGCAGAAGAAGAACGGCAAAGAAAAGAAAGGGAGCGACAACAGAAACAAGAUGUAAUGACUUUAGGUGAAACCAGAGAACAGAUUUCAAAUCUUGAGAAUGAACUGUCACAGUUGAAAGAUGAAAAACAUCAGUUAUUUUUACAAUUGAAAAAAGUUUUAAACGAAGAUGAUAACAGAAGACGGCAGUUAAUUAAAGAAACAAGUGUUUGCUCUGAAGUUUUAACAGCAGUAGGAGGAUAUCCUGGAACAGGUCCCAGAGUAGUUCAUCCACAGUUAUUCCUUCCACUACCAAGAAGUAGUAGUCCACUUUAUAAAGUUGCUGUUGGUGCACCAACACAUACUUUAUUACCAACUGGACCAUUAAAAAGAACGCAUAGUCCUUCACCACCACCACCAGCUUCUCCAUACCAUGCUGGCUAUGGGUACAAACCAACACCAAUUCCAAGUUAUAAUCCUCCACCUUCCAAAUCUGAGGAAGCAGCUAGGAGAUCUGGCGAUUCCCGAGCUGUUCUCUGGAACAAAAAUAAUCAGUAUUCUGCAUCCAAUUUUUACUCGACCCCUACUGGUCAAAGCGUGUAUAGUUACUCUGCGCCGACUUCGCAACAGUCUCGAGAACCUGAACCUGCGAAAUCUGUAUACCUUUCGGGUAACAGAACAUUGUCAACGCAUCAAACAGCUUAUGUGACAAGUUUACAUUCAUUGGAUCAUAAAGGUGCCUAUGGAGAAGAUAAAUUUUAUUUGCGGCCAAGUAGCCAUGUUACUGUUCAUGGUGGAGCUAUUCCAAUUCAACAACCACCACAGGGUGCAAAAACCGGAGGAAUUACAUCAGGAUAUCCGGUGAGAGCACCGCAACCACCACCUGCUCCAUACCCACCCCCACCGCCAGGUACGUACGUUAGCGCAUCCGGUGCUAAUGUUCCUGGCCGAUUGUUAUACACUCAGCCCGGUGCGCGUUAUCUUCAGAGAGAAGUAUAAAAUAUUAAUUUAUAAUCAUUUAAGUUGAGGUAUUCUGAACGUCAUAUAUAUUUUAUAAUCACAAUCAGUCGUAUCAAAACGUUUAUAAAAAUAUAACUAAAGCUGUUUAUCAGGUUCACUUAAUAAACUGUAAAAAAAAGCGUAUUUUAUAUGUAUCUAAAUGAACGUCGUAUACGCUAUGUAUAAAUAUGAAAUAUGUAGAUAUAUUACAUUUAUUUAUUAAUAAAUGUAACAGUUUUAUUUAUA